AUGUAUGCGUCUAAACUAAUUUCCACCCAAGUAACGUUCGAGGAGCUGUCCCGGUCCACGGACGACUUCAACGGCGCGCAGUGCAAGGCGGUGUGCGUGGAGGCCGGCAUGAUCGCGCUGCGGCGCUCCGCCACCGCCGUCACGCACGAGGACUUCAUGGACGCCAUCCUCGAGGUGCAGGCCAAGAAGAAGGCCAACCUCAGCUACUACGCCUAGUGCUUGAUUUGUGUCGUAUUAAUAAAUAUUUA
Molecule: messenger RNA, 248 nt
Organism: Ostrinia furnacalis (Asian corn borer)
Lineage: Eukaryota; Metazoa; Arthropoda; Insecta; Lepidoptera; Crambidae
Product: 26S protease regulatory subunit 6A-like
Exons: 2
Coding region: 1-216 (71 amino acids)
Source: RefSeq, a predicted model, not a curated record